AUGAAGCCUAUUCAAACACCUUUAUCGACUAGCACCAAGCUCACCCAUACUGUUCCCUUAUUCAACGAUCUGUCCUUAUAUCUUCCAGUGGUUAGUGCUUUGCAAUAUGCUACCCUCACUCGUCCCGAUUUAGCAUUUGCAGUAAAUAAGUUACAUCAAUUUAUGAGCAUGUCGACUAUCAAUCAUUGGCAAGCAGUUCAGCGCAACUUACGGUAUCUAAUGCAUACAAUAUCUCAUGGAUUAUUUAUCUCUAAGUCAACCUCUCUUCUUCUUCAUGAAUUCUCCAACGCAAGUUGGGCGGGUUGCCCUGUUGAUCAAAAGUCCUCUGGCGGUUAUGCAAUUUUCUUGGGCAAUAAUCUUAUUUCAUACUCAGCUCACAAGCAACGUAUUGUUGCUCGAUCCUCGACCGAAUCUGAAUAUGAUGCGUUUGCUAAUGCAGCUACAGAGCUAAUUGGGCUUUGUUUGUUGAUUAAUAUGCUGCAAGUUCCUCUUCAAUCUCCUCUAAUUCUAUGGUGUGAUAAUUUAGGUGCUAUCUAUGUUACUGACAACCCAAUAUUUCACACUCACACUAAACAUAUCGAGGUGGAUUUUCACUUUAUUAGAGAUCAAGUGGCAAAGGGGUGGUUAAACUUACAUUUUGUAUCAAUGUAUGAUCAACUUGCAGAUAUUAUGACGAGGCCUCUAACGACUAAAUGUUUUGCUGCUAUUCGUGACAAGCAUCGUGUUCAUUGCUGUGAACCCUCAGGCUUGAAGGGGCAUGAUAGAGUUUGUUGUAAACAAACUCUUGUUAUGUAUGCUCAGUUCUGCAUUACUGUAUUUUAUUGA
Asparagus officinalis (garden asparagus) is the source of this 825-nucleotide messenger RNA. RefSeq lists its product as uncharacterized. The record is from RefSeq and is a predicted model, not a curated record. Lineage: Eukaryota; Viridiplantae; Streptophyta; Magnoliopsida; Asparagales; Asparagaceae. The coding region runs from base 1 to 825 and encodes 274 amino acids. The transcript has a single exon.